AUGUGGUUUGAAGAACGAAGCUGGUCCAACCUGAAGAUGUCAUCAAUGCUUGUAGAGGAGUGGCGCGAUCUAUGGCCCAUCAAAAUUGAUGUGAUUGUCGCAUCGCUUGCGUAUGUUUUCGCCACCACCAAUUUUCUCAAUCUACCCGGAUUAAUUCUGCAGAAUGGCGGAUUAGCAUUUAUCGUAGCUUAUGGUGCAUCAUUAUUUGUAUGUGUUUUACCAAUUAUUGUAAUGGAAUUUUCGGUUGGACAACUUACUGGACGAGCACCUAUCGAAGCACUUCACAACAUAUGUCCACUUUUUAAAGGUGUUGGCGUCGCGCAGGUCAUUUUUUCCCUGUUCAUAUUGGCACGUAUGACACGAUACCUGGCUUGGCUUAUGCUUUACCUAUUUCAUCUCUUCUGGGCUAUAUUAUCUGGACGACCAGGACUACCAUGGUUGCACUGUAGGAGUUUCCCCGAGCUUCAGACAUUACCGUGCGAAGAAGCUGGUUCGGUAGCAAAUUUGAGCUACGCUACUACAACAAAACUGAAUACUUUAAGUGCACAUUCCUCACUUGUUCAGUUUAUGACGAUGUUAGAACGACCAUCGAGUAACAUUGCUGAAACAGGCCAUUUGCAGUAUUACAUUCUUGCUUCUAUGGGAAUCGUUUGGCUUCUGGUCUUUUUGGCCACUUUCUUUGGUGUCCGUUGGUUAGGAAAGGUUAUUCAUUUUACCUUCAUUAUGCCUGUGGUUUUACUAUGUUUACUUCUGGUGCGUGCUUUAACACUUCAAGGUCUUCCUGAAAUAUUGGUGAAAUUUUAUAAGACCACCGAUUGGCAACGGAUGACUGAUUAUCUCAUGUGGAAAGCGGCCAUUGAGCAGGCUGUUUUUGCCACUGGAAUUGGUUUUGGAACGUUUAUUACAAUCGCUUCAUACAACAAGCGGACAAACAACCUUGUUGGUGAUGCAUGGAUAAUCCUGUUUGGUCAUAUUGUGUUGACGCUGAUACAGGUAUUUACAAUACUUGGAUUUAUUGGUCAUUUAUGUGUUCGACUUGGAUUACAACCAAUAGAGCUUCUCGAUCGAGGAGAAGCGCAAAUGUGGCAUAUUCUUGCAUAUAUGUCGUACGUACCGGAUACACGUACAUGGACUGCAAUCCUUUUGUUUAUGUGCAUUUUCGUCUUACUCAACAUUUUUUAUCUUCUCACUUUAAACAUACUGGCAACAUUUGAAGAUGCAUUCGGUGAGAAUUCGUCUCGUUGCUUCCCCCGAUUUGUACUUGACCUUUUCAUCUGUUGCAUUGCUUUUGCUGCCAGCUUUUAUUUUGCUACGCAGGGCGGUCGCUAUGCAUAUGAAUUAGUUGAUGGCUACUUGAGAUACGUAACAUUGUGGAUUAUAUUGUUCUUUGAAAUGUUGGCAGUUGGAUGGUUCUAUUGUGCACAUCGUCUUGGUAAAGAUUUGCAUGGGAUGUUGCGACAAGCGUGCUGUUGGUGUCUUGGACAUUUCAUUCUCUAUUUCAUAUAUCUUUUGCCAGCCGUCCCUUUUGUAGUAGCUACGCUAAAUUUGAUCCAUUAUGAUUACUCGACUUAUUCUUCUGGAAUCCAUGAAUGGAAGUAUUCGGAACUGCUUGGAUGGGCAAUAGCAUUGAUACCAUUGCUUCCAAUCCCAUUGUUUAUGCAAUUCAAGAUUUGCAGAACAUGUAUCAAAGGACCUGGAGUAACGAGGUGGCAGAAACUAAAAAAUGCAAUAUCAUCUCCUUUGUCUUAUGAGGUUAUUAAGCCACCACCAUCAUCAGCUAUGCAGAGAUAUUCAAGCGAUACACCUGGUUACAUUCUUCUUCCGCAAGCUCCGCUUGCUGAACCGGAAGUUUUCAAUGAGGUAAUGAGAAUUGAGAAUCAAAUCUAA
Brugia pahangi is the source of this 1887-nucleotide messenger RNA. NCBI's taxonomy places the organism in Eukaryota, Metazoa, Nematoda, Chromadorea, Rhabditida, Onchocercidae. The record is from the annotation of a GenBank genome assembly.